CGACGAUCUCGUGCCGCUCGUUUGACAUAGACAGCCAUUAAGGCGGGUUCCUUGGUUUAUGGCAGUAGUACGUUGCUGGGACGAGGAACUAUUUGAAAAAUAGAAUUUUAAGGGAAGAUUUUACGGUAUAAAAAAAAAAAAAAAUGGCACAGCGUGUAAGAGCAAGCUCCCAGCAUAAUGCAGAAAACCUAUUUAUGCCUGUGCAGAAGGCACUGAGGGUCAAGCCUGCCAAUGGAAAGAGAGUAGUUCUUGGAGAUCUUGGAAACAAAUCUACUAUAUCACAAGCUGCUUCAAAAGUGCUGACUAGUAAUGUUUGCAAGGAGAAACCAAAACCAUCUUUUGCUAAAGUUAAGAAAAAAUGUAACCAGCUGCAAAACACAGAAGUAAAAGAAAAUGUCAUAGUCAAGCAAGUAAAAGAAAAACCUUUACCAUUGCAGAGAUUUCCAACAUCCAUGGAGGUGAUGGGCAGGCUACCUUCAGAAAACUUGUGUCAAAAUUUUUCUCAAAUGCUGCUGAACAUUGAAGACCUAGAUGCAGGUGAUGUGCAUGAUGCAAAUCUUUGUUGUGAAUAUGUGAAAGAUGUUUACAUCCAUCUGAGAGAGAUUGAGGAAAAAGGAGCUGUAAAACCUAUGUAUCUGGAAGGAUGUCAGAUUACUGGAAACAUGCGUACCAUACUUAUUGAAUGGCUGGUGCAGGUUCAUAGUAGAUUCCAAAUGAUGCAGGAAACUAUGUACUUGACUGUGGGAAUAAUUGAUCGCUUCCUUCAGGCUCACCCUGUUCAUAAAUCCAAGUUGCAACUUGUUGGUGUAACAGCAAUGUUAAUUGCUUCAAAAUAUGAAGAAAUAUUUUCACCAAGGAUUGCUGACUUUUCUUAUAUAACUGACCACUCAUGCACAAGAGCCCAAAUCAGAGAAAUGGAACGGUGCAUCUUGAAAGUCUUAAGUUUUAAUUUGAGCUUUCCUAUUGUUUUGCAUUUUCUGAGAAGAGUGGCAAAGGUUGGAGAUGCAAGUACACAGCUCUACACAUUGGCAAAGUAUUUAUCAGAGUUGUCCCUGAUAGACUAUGACAUGGUACAUUAUCCAGCAUCACAGGUGUCUGCUGCAGCUUUUGCUCUUGCAUUGAAAGUUCUUGAUUUUGGGGAAUGGACUCCUACUCUACAGCACUAUACAGGAUAUACUGAAGACCAUCUCAUGCCUGUUAUGAAGCACUUGGCCAAAAAUGUUCUGAGGGUUAAUGAAGGGAUGACUAAGCACACUAUAAUAAAAACAAAGUAUGCUAGCCCAAAACAAAUGAAGAUCAGUACUAUUCCACACCUUAAAUCUGAUUCAUUGAGGACUUUAGCUGAAUCAUCAAGUUAAAUAUUGCACCAGAGUGGCUUUCUUCUUUUUUUUUUUUUUUU
Erpetoichthys calabaricus (reedfish) is the source of this 1399-nucleotide messenger RNA. RefSeq names its product G2/mitotic-specific cyclin-B1-like. The transcript is spliced from 9 exons. Bases 144 to 1358 code for a protein of 404 amino acids. Gene Ontology annotation, molecular function: cyclin-dependent protein serine/threonine kinase regulator activity. Lineage: Eukaryota; Metazoa; Chordata; Cladistia; Polypteriformes; Polypteridae. Gene Ontology annotation, biological process: mitotic cell cycle phase transition; regulation of cyclin-dependent protein serine/threonine kinase activity; mitotic metaphase chromosome alignment. The record is from RefSeq and is a predicted model, not a curated record. Gene Ontology annotation, cellular component: nucleus; cyclin B1-CDK1 complex; cytoplasm.